CCAAAUAGCAGCAGUGCGCCAAAGCGGGCCCCCAAAGGAUACGAGGUAUCCGACCAGAGAGUGGUACAGAUUUACCCGCUAGAAGAAGAGCAUGCGGCAUCUCCAUCCGAGAAAGAGAAGAAGAGCAUCUCGUUGGAUGUCGACAUUGUAUUUGUGCCGGGGCUGGGUGCAGAUCCAAUAGAGUCUUGGAAAUCGAGCAAUUCAGACUUUAACUGGAUGAAGGACGAGACGGGAAUCCAAAGCCAGUUUCCUCGAGCGCGCUUGCUGCUCUACAAAUACGAGUCGGCGUAUGUCGGGGGCUUCAAAGUCAAGCAAGACAUCGAAAAUCUUGCAAACACAUUACUUGUAGCUUUGAGUGCCAAAAGAGAGACUUGCAAAGCCCGACCCAUUGUGUUUAUUGGCCACAGCAUGGGAGGCCUCGUGAUUGCAAAAGCCAUCAUUCUCGCAUCAAUAGACAUCGGAACGUCUAGAGACAUAUUCAACACCACGACUGGUUGCAUCUUCUUUGGCACUCCAUUCAGAGGCGCGUCGAUAUUCUCGUCAAUCACUGCGUAUGCGGCCGCAGCAGAAAAGCAGGACAAGGGCGCCAUUGAGUCUACAUUGCUGGACUUGCUCCAAGCCGACAAUAGAGAGCUGCGCCAAUUGAGAAUCGAGUUUACGCGUCUGGCAACUACAAACAAUCAGACAAUCUCUUGCCAUUGCUUCUGGGAGCAGCGCGAAAGUGAUAUUACAAAGCUGCUAAAGAUGAUCAACGGGCUCAGCGAUGUACAGCUCCAAGAUUUCCACCUCCCAGAGGGCAAAACCACCAUGUUUGUGAAGCCGGAAUCAGCGACGCUUGAGAGCUGCAAGACAACGGGACUGCAAUGCGACCAUCGAGGUCUCGUCAAGAUUGACAACUUGAAGGAAGACGGGCUGUGGGCUCAAGUGAAGAAGCCGUUGAGAGAAAUAGUGGAUGGCGCUCAAUCGGCAGUCAAGAGUCGUCUGAAUGCAGUCAGAAACAUCGACCUGCCAAUGCUCAGCGCCAUCAUGAAUGUUUUGGAAGGCGGACAAAUCAGGAGAAAGGAGGAGGUUUUGUUGCAGUCAUUUGUCCCAUCGUCCUGGAUCUCUUCAGAAGACGAGUAUAAAAGCUGGCUUGGAGGCGAGACAUUGGCUGAUGAAAAAUCGGUCGACUGUCUCUUCAUACGUGGCCGAGAGGGCCGUGGAAAGACCAGCGCUACAUUGGCCGUCCUUGAUGGCAUCAGAAAGGUACAGUACGCAAAGAAUAAUGCUGGCGAAGAUGACAUGCUCGCCUAUUUCUUCUGCGAUACAGAAUCGGACUAUUCGACUGCAGAAGAUGUCCUCAAAUCACUCAUCAGGCAGCUGCUGAGCCAGAGGGAAACUUUGGCACCGCACGCUGCAAAGUUUACCAAGCGCCAAAAGACAGACGAUGAAGCCACGAAGCAGAUUGAAGCAAAAGCAUCGGUGGAGAAUCUAUGGCAGUCACUUCAAGGCAUGCUGUCAGAUCCAUUGAUUGGCAACAAAGUCUACUUUGUCCUCAACAACCUGCAUACCCUGCCAGCCGAGUCUGAGUCGACCAAGAAAUUAAUGAGCUACAUCAAUACCGAAUUAGGCGCUGGACAAUCUCAGCGACACGUCAAAACUAGAUGGUUUCUAACAAGUCAAAGCGUUGAAGACUUUCCCAAUGUCUCCAAUGAUAACCAACUUGUUCGAGUAAUUGACCUCGGCGAUCCCAAGCACAAGAGCAAAGUGCAGAGCGAGCUGGAGAGACAUGCCAAGAAGAAGGUGACUGCUCUUGGCGAGAAGAAGAGAUACAACAAGGCGUUAUCGUACUUUGCGAGCAGUCUCAUCGGAAGACGAGCUCAAAACACCCAGUGGAUCGACAUUUUGUGUAUCCAGCUCGAGGAGCUGUCGACAGAUAGCGAUCUUACUGUUCGUGACAUUCUCGAAAGUACGCCCCAGGACCUCAAAACGCUUCUCAGCCAGGCCUGGAAACAGAUAUUCCAGCUCAAUAGGGAUAACGCAGGGAAAAUGAAGGAAAUUCUCCGCACAAUGGUAUUAACUUACGAAGACCCGAGUGAGAUGGAGCUUGGAGUGCUUGCCGGAUUCUCAUCCACGGAUGAACAAAGAGCAGAAUUGCACAACAUCAUUGGGCAAUGCAGACCGCUGCUCUGUACACAGCCAACUGACGGCGCCAAUCCAACAGUAAGCUUCAUCAAUGCAGUCGUCAAGACGCAUCUUUUUGAGAAUGCAAAAGCACUUUUGGGGCUGUCGAGGGAAGGAAUUAAGUGGCAGCAGGGCGUCUUGGCCCACCGCUGCUUCUCCCACAUCAAAGAAGUCUUUGGCUAUCCCCAAGUUGAGCUGGAAGUCGGCUCAACUGCCACUGUCAUGACCAAAGAUGACAUGGAGGCACUGAGAUUUAAUCAGGAAGGUCAGCAUGCUCUAGACAGGAUUGAGAAGAGCAUUGCGGCAGCAUACGCUGUCAAGCACUGGCUACAUCAUGCCAGCAAGGCAACGCUCGACAUUGCCGAUGAGCUGAGCCUUGAAGAUUUCUGGAAACCCGGCUCCCUCGUCAGGUGGCGCUGGUUGGUUGGAUAUUGCCACCUUACUACCGUCUUGGCCGGCUUCCGUUGCAAAACUUUCAACGCACUGCAUGUGGCGGCUUCAGUUGGGUUUAGCCAGCUUGUUGCAGCCUUGAUUCGCAAUGGCUACAAGCAGGAGAUUACACAGCGAGACGAGCUAUGGAACACACCCUUGCAUUUGGCGGCAUGGUAUGGUCGAGUAAACACAGUUCAUGAGCUUCUUAGCAGUAACGCGCCCGUCGACGAUUGCAUUGAUGUCGAUCACCAGACGCCUCUCUUCAUGGCGGCUGCUCGGGGACACAUCAGUGUCAUGCAAAAGCUGCUUCACCAAGGCGCCAAUCCAAACGCCAUGACUACCAGGGAUGGCCCGGUUCUUAACGCGGCUAUUGCAUCGGGCAAUAUCUCUGCUGUCAAGCUGCUCGUUGGUUACGAUAAACAAAAGGUAUCCUUGACCAGGGUUGAUGAGAGUCCCGAUCGAAUACCGAGACAGUUGACAGUGGCAGCCAUGAUUGCCGACGACGAAAUGUUUGAGUAUUUAAUGAACAGCUUCCAGGGGAACAUUCCAGAGCCCGACUAUCUCGAGGCCGUUUUCGUUUCGGCAAGUCUUGGUAAAGUUGUGCGCUUCAAGUUGCUUCUGGAUCAUCCAAUUCGGCGUCCCGUUCUACACAACAACUGCCAGCUGAUCUUGGAUGGCAUUGGCCAAAUCUCCAAUUACUGGGACAUUUUCAAAAUCCUCAUGAACAAGUGCCAAGGCUGGGGCCUCAAUGUCGACAAAGUAUUCUUCGCUGCUGCGGCAUGCAACCAGGACCAAGACGAGGUGGUCAGAAUGGCCUGGAACUAUGCAGGCGGCGCAAUCUCGAGAGGCGCCCUUGACGGAGGCCUCUACCACGCAGCCGAUGGCGAAAAGGAAUCCACUGUGAAGCUCUUGCUGGAAUAUGGAGCCGAUCCAAAUGCCGUGCUCUACGAUCCCAGCGGCAAAAUGUACGAGUACGGCAAUGCCUUGACGGCCUCUGCCUUUGACGGCACAGAAACCAUCUCGAGGCUUCUUCUCGCCGCCAACGCAAACCCCAACCACACUCAAGGCUGGGCCCUUCAAAUAGCCGCUGGCCAAGGCCAUGCCCACAUUGUGCAGCUGCUUCUUCAAUGCGGCGCAAACGUCAACGCCAUCAGCCCCUUUUUUCCCCAGGGCAGCGCCAUCCAAGCUGCCUGUGAAUCCGGCAAUCUCGAAAUCGUGCAGCUGCUGCUCCGGCACGGCGCCAACCCAAACUAUGGCUCUGGCAUUGCCUCGCCUCCCAUCAUCGCCGCUGCAAAACGCGGACAAGCAGAGAUCCUGGACGCGCUGGUCAACGCCGGCGCCCUGCUCAACGUCUUUGGCGGCCCAGACAAGUCGACGCCGCUCAUCAACGCCGCGGCAUAUCUUCCAACCACGUCGUUGCAGACGCUGCUCAACCGGGGCGCCAACAUCAAUCUCCCCGACCAGGAUGGAAACACGGCGCUGAUCAUCUCCGCCGCUCGUGGCGACAUUGUGGCCGUCAAGUUUCUGCUUGCAAACGGCGCCGAUCUGCUGCACUUUAACAACAACUACGUCAACGCACUGAUUGCGGCGUACUCGAACCAGCAGUCGGAGUGCCUGACAGAACUCAUUGUGGCCUGUUCAUCGGUGCUUUUGUGUUUCAAGGUUUUGAUCACGGCUAACAAGGUGGAUUUGUCGGCGCUGGCGCUGUUGGCUGCCCAAGGUGGAAAGCCCAGGUGAAGCUAUCGCGUUCAAUCCAUGAAUCGAUACUCCUAGGUAUGUUGGUAGCUAGGGCGUACGAUAUUAGUCAUCUCUCAAUUAAGUGUAUAUAUUAUAUCUUGGCCAAAUUGUAUUACCAAUUACUAGAACCAUCUCGUU
This is a messenger RNA of Trichoderma atroviride IMI 206040, 4470 nucleotides long. RefSeq lists its product as uncharacterized. Gene Ontology annotation, molecular function: protein binding. The record is from RefSeq and is a predicted model, not a curated record. Lineage: Eukaryota; Fungi; Ascomycota; Sordariomycetes; Hypocreales; Hypocreaceae.